Dermacentor albipictus is the source of this 12102-nucleotide messenger RNA. Its product is annotated as HIRA-interacting protein 3-like. Gene Ontology annotation, cellular component: nucleus. Lineage: Eukaryota; Metazoa; Arthropoda; Arachnida; Ixodida; Ixodidae. The record is from RefSeq and is a predicted model, not a curated record.
UUUGUAAGCGUUUUCAAGCGGUUGUUAAAGGCUAAUCAAUCUGCAGAUGACGAAUUAUAGCUGGCGCGAACUAGCAAUGGCGGCCGUCAGUGCCAGUAGUAUGUUAGAGUUUGUUCGCCGUAUUUUCCGCGAACGUCAAGACCAUGGCAUGCUCACCAUCAGGCAGCUGCGUACGCUAUACACUGACGAGCUCAAAGUGAAACACCUGUCAUCAGAAAACCGAGAAGUCUUUGCAUCAAUAGUCACAACUGUAUUCAAGGAGUUUGUAGACUUGGCAGACUCCAGAGACAAGUCAUCGCAAGACGUCAAGUCAAGUAGCGACGACACCCCAGCAGAUCUAGGGGCCACCAGUCCAUUGCGCACAAUACUGCCCCAAAACGGUAACUGCUACUCGGAUGCUGAAUCGCCCAUCAAAUGCCCCAAUGCCAGGAACGUUCAGCGAGUAGUUGACACAAGCAGUGACUCUGAUGAUGAUGAUGUGAUUCGGGCCGUGAAGGAAACAUUAGGUGUGCGGACACAUCGACGAACUCAGUCGAAACCGGCUCCCGUGCUUAGUGUUGCUCCCAUCAGUGCUCUCAACAGCAUAUCGACCGUAGGUGCCAAUGCAUCAAUAGCUAUUUCAACUGAUUCAUCACACAUUUCUCCAAAGGUUCCUUCUCCAAGUGUUUCUCCGGGUGUUUCGUCAAGUUUGUCUUCCAACCCUGCAUCGAGUGUAAUAUCUGAGAUCCCGCUUAAGGAUGCACCUUGUGAUGAAUCCAUUAACGCUUCCUCCAAUGCUGCGACCAGUGCAGUGUGUUGUGCCAUUCCGACUGUGGUGUUCCCUGUGGCUUCAGCCGACAAGGCUGAAGCGCCUUGUGGAGGGGACGCAUCAGACUCCUCGGACUCUGAAGGAAAGCUGAUGAUUGCCGAGUCCCCCAUGUCUGCAGAGUCUCCCCGGAGACCUUCAUCAGAUGGUGAAGGUAGUGCCAGGGUUGGAGAACAUGGAGUAGAACCCAGAAGGCCUCCCCUGUCUGAAAGUAAGAAAGUGAAAAAUGCCGCUAGCAGUCCAAGUGAAGGAUCUAAGACCCCAACUCAAGAGAGCAACGGUAAGGAACACAAAAGCAUGGACGACAUGCCUUUGUUUACUCUGAAGCUGACGAAAACCAAGACAGGUGGCUGGAUCAUGGUUAAGCCCAAGAGUGAAGAGUCAGAUGCUGGAGAUGAGACGUCCCCACAAAAGCCUAACAUAGUGCGUCGAAAACGUGUCCCAGCACCACGGAAAACCAAGGGAAAGAUCCCAGAAAUUGCCCGUGGUAUCUUUGACUCAAGUGACGAUGAGCCACUAUCAGAACUGCGCAACAAGCAACCAAAAAAGAAGCCAGCCCCUGUGCAGCUGGCUACUAUAGAAAAUCCCAGCAUCUCGGACUUGGAGCAGAAACUUACGCGGGUACACAAGCGACGGAAGAAACCAGCUGACGGCUUUCCACCUCCAAGCAAAAAGCGUAAGCCUGCAGCAAAACCAGCAUCAACAGAGAAUCCAGCUGUUGCAAAACUCAAGCGUUGCAUUAGCACUGCGGGUCUAAGGGUUCGCUAUGUGCAGUUGCUGGAGGAAACUGAUACGGUAGAGCAGAAAGUGGCAAAGCUCAUGAAAGUUCUUAGGGACGCUGGGCUUCAAGGCAACGCAACAUUGAAGAACUGCAGAGAGCUGAGGCAAAAGCGCGAAGAAGAGAACGAAAUUCGGAGUCUCGACAAACGCAACAUUGUUGAAAACUCGCAAGCAUCUUCCACAUCACCUCAACAUUCAGAUGGUGCAACGAAGCGAACAACUCGGAGUGCAGCCGUCUCCACAGUCCCAAGUGCCACACCCGAGGAACCCCAGGAGGUGGUCGACGAAUCGCGCAAAGUCUUCUCAAGGAUACAAAACUUGCACCAGAAAUUGGUCCAAGUUGCAUGUCAUCAACUUUUGGAAUAAUGGAUAUUUAAAAUGUGAAAGGUUGGUGGCAAUAAAUAUAACCUUUUUUUUUCCCCCAUUUGGUCCCACAGAUAUAACAUACCUUCCACUACUUUUUGAAAACUGCUUUGAUAAAUGGAAAAAUGUGUUUUGCUUCUGAGCUCCCACUGUUGGUAGGCUUUUAAUGAAAUUGCUGUUGUAAAGGAACUGUGGUACUCGUCAAAGAAUCUUAUUUCGGCUCUGCAAACAUGCCAAAAUGAAAAUUUUCGAGAAUGCAUGCCCAAUGGUCUGCAGUGAGCAAGUGUGCUUUUCACAGCGGAGUUAGUCAACCACAAAAGGCCUUUUAAAACAUCUCUGCAUUUCAAUGUUACCUUCCUGGUGAAUCAUUGAUACCCAGCUUAAGGGCUCAAAAUUGCACAUUUCUGCUGCAGUAGUUUUCAAGAGCUUCACAUCCCUGGUGCUUUUAUUCUUGUUAAAAUACAUGAGCACUAAAGGUAAUUAUCGAACUAGUAAGCUGUAUUGAUAAACUACACUUGUGGAAUUGCAAAUGAGUCAAAAUUUGUAAAUUUAAAAAACGAAUGCAGUAACAAAGGCAAACUGCAACAGUAAGGACAUGCACACAUGCUGACUCAUAGCCAUGCAUUUGUUGAGAAAAGCAUGUACAGCUACAUGGAGAACUGCACAGCACAUGAACGCAUAUCGGGCUCUUUUUCAAUACUUGGCACGUGUCAGGGUGGUAAACACACAGUGACUCACGUUUUUAUUUUGUCAUCUUUAAGAAAGCUAGUAUGCUUAGCACUACUUUGCUCUUGCUCGAGUUCUCCAACAAGAUAUAGAAUGAUUCGGUCAGUCUUGCAAUGCAAUACUUAGCACUCGUUUUAUUGCCUGGAUUGUUUCAACAUUUAGUUGCCGCUAGGCUGUUAAGCAGUUACACGCAUCUCCACAGCAGCUUGCUUCUCUGAUGGAAGAUGUGCGUAGAGCAUUUCUUUCUUUCUUUCUUUCUUUCUCUCUUUCUUUAACAAAGUGGGGAGGGCAGAAUAUCAGGUGCUUUAUUGAAUGAUGCAGGCCAAUAAAUGUAGUCUAGCUGUAAAAUUUAAGGAAACACAAAUAACUGUAAAGUGUUUCAAAGUUGAUAGAAUGAAAAUGCACACCACUGUACAAUUGUACCACGAAAGGAGGUAGGCAUGGUGGAACGGACCAUAAAAACAAAAUAUUGGUGGGGACAUGCCAGUCUGAAAAGCCCGCACCACCUCCUCACACCAUCAUGGAUUUCGGAAUUGUCUGGUGGUGGCUAGCUUGUCAUCUAUAAUAAAAGCUGACAUAUUGCAUUCAAGACCCAGCAGAAAUCGCAACCAGCCUAGUUUUGCAAACCUAGUGUACAAAAAUCUGCUGCAGUAGCUGUGUGAUAGCUAUGGCGUUUCACUGCUGAGCUCGAGGACACUGAUUCAAUCUUGGCCGCGGUGGCCACAUUUUGAUAGCAGAAUGUAAAAAUGCUCGUGUACCAUGCAUUGUGUGUGUGUUAAAGAGCCCCAGAUGGUCAAAAUUAAUCCACAGUCCCCCACUAGUGUAAUUGCUUACCAUUUCGUAGUUUUUGGCAUGUAAAACUCCAGAUAUUAAUUUACAAUUUAUAUAUUGCACAGAAAUGACCAGAGUAAGCAUACGUAACUUUGUCAAAACUUGUGACAUUGCAGCAGUGUCAUUAGAGGCACAGUUUAAGCACAGAAUUUAAGCAGCCGAACUUUGGGCUUCAGAUUUUCUCUGCUAUAAAGCACUCAUUUUCCUGCAAGAAAGUGUAUAACAAAUAUAGAAUAGAAUAAAUAUAGAAUAAAUAUAGAAAGUGUGCUUAUAACAAAUAUAGAAUUUGACUAAGGUAUUUUCAUGUCAAUGCAAUUUUGUUACAUUUUACUAUAUAUAGACUACAACACUGCACUAGAUCUAGAGAAUACAGCAAUGCAAGUCUGCAUUAAAAAUGCUUCUCCGGUUUUAAGCUGACUGAAUUGCUCAACAGUAACCGUUUUUUAAAAAAUGUUUAUUCUGUAAUGGUGGAAAACUCUAGCACCGCAACUGCCAUUCAAAAUUGGAUAGACAGGGUGGUUUUGUUUAAUGUGCUUGAGUACAGGAAGGGGUGUGGUGAAGAGUCCUGAGAAAGCCUUCGUUAUAAACUCGGGAGGUAUGCACAUCCUAAAAUUUUUGUUUUCUCUUUUCUUUUUUGUUUGACGAGUGCCCAUUUCCAUGGCAAAGUUCUUCCUUCACCAGGUGCUGUUUUGACAAAAACUUUUGCCUAUAACAUGUGACAGAAGACCCUGACGAGAGGUUUAAGGUAACCUUGAAGAGACACAUGGACCUAAAAUUGCCCAGCUGAAAUCUACUGCUUUUAAGGCACCUUGAAUUGGUUUUUGUUGUACACUUGUUCACGGCCUACAUUUUCUGCAUUAACGUUUCUCGGUGGCACUCUGUUAGUUUCUAUGCUUUAAUCAUGUGUGGAGCAGGAGCAAACAAAAUUAAUUGUUUUAAAGCAGAAAUACCUCUUCGCUUGCUCCAACCAUUUGACCCCGAAGGAAGCAUAGGGGAAGUUAACUGGGGUAUUUCAUAGAAAUGUAGAAUUAAAAGGAAGAACAGAUGGAAAACAAAAGAAAAGACAACUUGCUGCCGGCGGGAGCCGAACCCGCAACCUCCACAUGACACAUGCCCCCGAUGGAGCUACCACAAGUGACUAUCUACUUUCUCCGGUAGUUGUGUGUGCAUGCACUGAAACCUAGCUCAGUGGAGCUAUUAUCUGUAUUAGCCAGCACAGAGCAUCACAUGCAUCAUGCAUAGCUUGUCGGUUUGGCUUCCACCGGCGUCACAUUGGCUUUUCUUCUACAUUGAUUUCCCUUUUCCGUAUGAAUCUUACAUUUCACUUUAAGAAAUAGUUACUUUCCUGUAUGCUUUCCUUGCCCUGGUUGUCUUUUUAUUUCAUACGAUCGUUACUAGCAGAAAAUUUAGCCCCUCAUUUUCCCUGAUUUUACAGUUGCUGCAGUUACCUAAAUCUAGAAACCACAAUUCAAAUGUAAUUUGACUGCUAACUUACAUGGCUCAACACAAUUCUACAACAUGAAGGCCAAUUUAGGGCUAUAGUCAUUAGCAGAUGAUUUCAAGUCUCAUCUUCCAGCUGUUACAUUAGCCACACUUACCGAACAAUGUGAUAUAAGUCCCGACGAAAAAGGUCUUCCCUCCCUGAAUACUAUUUACAGAUAAUAAUAAAUGCAUGAUAUUGUAGCUCUUCCACUUUGUUCUUCUGUUGCAGAAGCUCCUUUCGCUAAAUACUACUUUACCAAAUUCUCUGGCAUUGCUAGAAGACACGAAUUACUCUACCCCUCUGGUAUGUCUUAUCAAGUGACCGAUGAAAGCAGCUUGCAAGCUUAUUUCCGCGAGCCAGUCAAUAAAUGCUUGCUCACUGGCGAAACUUGGUUGCAACCUAUACUGGGCUUGCAGCGUUAUUUUGUGCCUGGUGAUGCCAAAUUUUCUGGGCAACCUCUGAGCUACUUAUUUGCUGUAUGUUUGUUUUUCCUGUAUCCUGUCAUGUUGCAUGUUUACCAAAAAAGAUAAUUCUUUAACUUAUAUUUAUGUUAGCUUUGGAUGGCUUUGUGGCUUCUGACUGUCAUGCAUGUGGACAUGCCACAUGCAACGUGUGUCAGUCUUGCUUUAACACAAUAGUCUUAGAAACUUUACCUCAGAGACAUAAACUCUGUUUCACUGGGGAAAAAAAUAUGGCCGUGGCACGCAGUCAUACGUUCACAAUUUCAGCUAAUAUCCGUGCCCCUUUCAUUUUUUUUCCUCAUCUUAUCAUGUUGCUGAAAAUUAUCAUUGCAAAAGUUCUUCGCUAUCAAUUCAUUCCAGAUACUUAGUCUCUUAUUUGCCAUGUAUGUCAGGAAUUCAUGGCACAACUUGUACUCAUGCUGAAGCUAAAGGGGCUCCCGCAGCAUUUUUUUAUGAAGGACAUGGGACGCGGUAUUAAAAUGCACCACCUUGUGAAUCUUUUCCAGGGAAAACUUCUUGCAUGCACCUUGUAUGGACAGAGUUAUCCAAUGUCACUUGUUGUCUUAGCACUGGGCUAACAGUGUGCCUGUUAGACUAACAUUUCUGAAGAUGACUAUGAAUAUGGCACGAGAGAUACGCGGGCACUCCAUUGAGCUUGUUGUAACCGCAAAAACAAGCAUAUCGCAAUGUUUCAGCUCAGAAACUAACCUGCUGACUCCUAAUAACGAAUAUAGGCAGUUUCCUAACUUGAAUAUCGCACUUCACGUUGAGCAAGUUAGUUACUUUCUUUAGGAUCACAAAAUCAAGUGCCAUGACUUGGUGAUUUCUGGUUGAUUAAGUACGGGAAGUAAAAAUUAAAUAGUCAAACACAAUAACUUACAAACCUCAAGAUUAGGGUAAUUUAACAGAUUCCAAAUUUAGGUAGGGUCACUGUAUUUUCUUUAUUGCACUUGAGUAAAGUCUUUUGUUGGGGAUAUUUAGUUGCACUCUUUUCAUGAUCAGUUGUGGUUUCAUGCAACAAAUAAGCCAAAAUUUAAUGAAGCCACAGCAUCUUCUGACAUCAUGUUUCUGCAAACUUAAUAUGACGAAUUCCAUAUCAUGCAAAUUAAAGGACUACAAAACUCAAAAAACACAUGAUCUAUUUGAGAGCAUGUGUUAAAAUGCCACAUUUACCUAAACCUUAGCCAAUGCUUUUGCAAGAUGUCCAGACAAAAGUUAAACGAUGGGCUUAGGAACUGCAGAUGUGAUUCAAGGAUUCUAAGAGUAAGCAUGUAUCAAAGUUGCCUUCGACAAUCUGUUUGAGGAGUACAGCUGCGUCAUUAUGUCAAAAGACUCGCUAAAAAAGUGCACCAUUUAAAUCUGAUCGGCACUGUUGCACUGAUCAUGCAUCACUGAACGUUGUUGCAAACUGGAUAGCCCAGCAUGUGGAAAAGCAUCCUUGCUAAACCAAUCUCGUGAAUUUCUCAAGAAAUUAUGCAUUUAAAGAGCAGUAGGCAGAAUUGAGGACAGCACAUUGUCUGAGGAACAGCGCAAUCACACUACAUCGACGUAGAUGACAUGUAAACUUGGGUCAUGAGAGUGCGCUUUCUAUGUAUUGUACACAACGGCCUAAGACAAAAUUGUGAUUAAUGUUAUGUAUGUAAUAAUGUAUGGCACUUUGCAUUUUUUUAUAUUUUGCUCAGCUUAAAUUUGGGAAAAGCGUUUUUUUGGACAGACACCUAACUUCUUGGAAGGGUAGUUAGCACACAUUUGUUUUCAAUUUCCUGAGCACGUCUUCAGGGAUACAUAUGCAGAUUAGUAAUGAGGAUGUAACUCAUUUUAACUUGUUCUAAGGAUUUAACAAGGAUUUAAUGCAGCGCACAGAGUAGCAAGAACCCUGAGACAGCAAGUAAUGACAAGCAACAAACUUUUUCUAUAUCACCCACCUUGGUGGCUUGGUGGCUAUGGCAUUGCACGUCUAAGUAUGAGGUCACGGGAUAAAAUCCAGGCCACAGCGGCUGCAUUUCGAUGAUGGUGAAAUGUAAAAACACCCAUGUACCGUGCUUUGUGUUUACAAUAAAGAACACAGGUGGUCGGAAUUUAUCCAGAGUCCCCCACUGCGGUAUGCCUCAUAAUCGGGUUGUGGUUUUGGCACAUAAAACAACCCCAGUGUCUAUUUUUUUUUUCUUGAUCACAGUGGCAUUUUCAGAGAUGUAGUUGCCAAUUUCACCUGCUUACUUUGAAAACGUGUUUCUGUAAACUUGCUUGACGCAAGUAUCCCUCUUGCAUCUGCUCACUGUCAGAACAUUUGAAAUCGAAGAUAUGGAGACCGACAUUCAAACAUGUUCUUCACAAACAAAAUUACUUUUUCGUAAAACUUGAUGCAACAUUUGUAUAAUCGUACGAUUGGCUAAAAUAUGUAAACAUUAUGAAAAUUUCCAGAGAGUUGGCAGGUGUAAUCAAAGCCUUAACUCGAAUAUUGCUUUGCCAAACUUUGCUCUGCAGGCUUCAAGUAAUGCUUUAUACUUGUUAUUGGGAUGCUCUUUCUCUUAUUUUGGUUGCUGGUUACUAUGCAUCGGGCACGACAGGUUUUGUCUUUGGCCUUUGUUCUUUUGUUCAGUCUUGUUGCAUCUUGCUUUUGAUGAGCUAUCUUGUAUAAAAGAAAAAAGAAAAAUUGAUGCUGUAGAAUAUAUCCAUGCUUCACAUUGGCUUUGGAUCUAUAUGUACAUAAACACUAUUCCUCUGUGUGUGUGCGUAGAAGUGACAUCUGCAGGUAGGCCCAAAUUUAAACAAUCUUCCAACACUGUGAGUGUGCCAGCUGUUUAUAUGGCUUUUUAAGCUUUGGACAGAAUGUGAAAUUUUAUGUUAUACCCAUGUGGUUGAGCCUGCAGUUGACAGUCUUCUUAUGUGCAAUCAUAAUGAGUCACAUCAAUCCAUUCUGCAAAAUGCCCAUGUUCUUUAUCUUUUGGCAAUGGCACGUGACUACUAAGUUAAUCUGAGGCCACAUUCCUUUGAGGUUACUUCUUUCCACAUUGUUUUGCUGCAGGCCUAUCGUGCUCAUAACGGAUAUGUAACAGAUCUUGACGUGGCACAGGGAAUGAUGUAUUAUUACUGUUGAGCAUUUUAUGACCUGCACACUUUCUGACACCCAGUUAUCAGUUUACGGUUUACUGUUCCUAAAAUCUUGGUAACAGCUUCUCAAGAUUGUUUUCUUCAUCCUUGUAUGUGGCAGUACCAGUUCAGGUUUUGGUUUCGGCCUUCAGUUGUGCAAUGCCCGGCCCACUGGGCCGUUUUCUAAAUGCCUCCGUAGCGUAUAACGCGGACCUCAUUUACCUCCUGCUAAUAAUAUUAAGUUUGUGCAACUUGCUGGAAAUAACCAGUGCCACCAGUAGACGGUGUGACAUACAUAUACAGUCACAUUGCCUCCCUUGCCUUUACACUUUGACUUUUCUAAUGCUUAGAUAGUGCUAAGUUUACAUUUUCUUGUGUUUAGUUAGCUUGAUCGUAUGUUAUGUUGUCAAGCCCAAUGGUUAAGCUUGAGCCAGCAGUCCUGUUUGUAGAAGUCCGCUGUGCUCUAUGUGUCUACAGUGGAGACCACUUGUAACUUGACUGCCUGGAGCACAGUGCUGAAUAUUGUUUUACUUUUUCCCAUGACCAGCAUUUCUUCUUUUCAGUUUAAAAUAUUUAGGCACCACUUAAAGAGAAGGUGCCAAAUCCAAUUAACAUUAUAAGCAAGCGCUAUUAGUAUUACUGAAGACUAGCAAUCAGUUAAAAAGAAUGCAACUCAGAGCCUCACUUUCUUUUUUUUUUCGCUUUCUCUUACAUAUCUAAGCAAUGCUAUUGAUUAUAUGGUGUCACAGACAUCACUUUCCUUUUUCAGUCAAUUUGGAUCAUUUUCCUGCGGAAAGAUGUGGCUAUAAAGAAGAAAAAAAGAAUAAGGUCAGGUGUUAAGCAUACAUAAGCAGAUGCAUCACACCUAAAAAAAUGAGCAAAAAUAUAAUAUCAGCAUCGAUGAUAAAACUGAAAAAAAAAAUUUGUCAUUGUCACUUGCUGGAUGUAAUGCAGAACUUGAAAAACUCCCCUACCUGCUUCUAAAUGUCUGUUCACUUUGCAUGCAAGCAUCCCAUUUCACACCUGCAAUGUCUUUCUUAUGUUGCGUACAUUGUCUGUGAGGUAACAAAACAUCAGACGCUGUAGAUAUACCAUGUGAAAAUGGUAUCGUGGUGGGAAUGCAUUCGUUCACAUUUUCAAUAGUGUGAUUGCUGCUUGACAUUUCUUUGAGCAACGUCAGCAUUGCCUGCUCCCCUAUCCAGCAAAUGUGCACUGCUCUGCGCGGUAAACUUAUAUCUGCCUUGGGCUGAAUACUGUUAUGUGUUUAUGUCAUCUCUUGAAGGGCUUUUUAUAUGUUAGUAUUAUAUUUGUUUAUGUUUUUAGCCUUCAGUCAGAAAUUAUGAUUGAGGUUUCUUUAAGACCUUCAAAUCUAUAUGUUUUUUUUUUUUUCUGGGAACACAGGGUGAACUUUCCAGAAAAAGCUUUGUACUUGUAGCAUAAAUAUUCAAGCCAUGUCAGGUCAGUUGUCAUAAUUACGAAAAUGAAUUGCAUAUAUUGAACUCUUAAAAUUUUUGUAUUAAAUCAUGAAAAAAACUUCAAAAAUCGUUGCUAGUAGGUGGCCUGGGUGUCAUUGUGUAGAAGGCCGUCUGAUACAAGAAACAGCGCUAGUUAAUAGCAGUGAUACACAGCAACGCAUUGCAUUUUUCGCCACACCUGUUAGUACGCUGCAUAAAAUACGAUUGUUUUGCAUUACUUUGUGCACUGAUGUUACAUAUGACAUAGGUUGUGGUUAGUGGAGGGUUAUGUUCACAUUUACUGCUAUGUUUAAGAUUUUUUUUUCUUAUCGCCACUACUCAGAACAUUCAAAAGUAAAUUGCAUCUCCAUAUGGAGUUACCGUGACUGAAAGGGCUAAAGACUACACAAUUGCCAACCCUGUGAAAUCACAGGGAAUUUUUUAUGCCCUUUCUUCACAUUCAGAACCACUGUACAGCACCAUACUUAACCAUCGCUGUUGUAUACUGCAGCACAUGCGAGUAUCAAGAGUUUGAGAUUUCUCACCGCCAUAUAUAAGAAGAAAGACUGCAAUAAGCAGUGUUAAUUUCCAUACUCACCAUAAUAGCUCUGUUGCUAUGGCAACAUGCUGUUGAGUACAACAUUUCCAAAGUGAAUCCUGGGUGCAUUUGUUGCAUCCCCUUGCAGGCAGUAGUGCUAAAACAUAUGAAUGCUUAGAUUUAGCUAGGUACAGAUUAAAAAAAUUCCCAGGCAGUCAAAAGUAAGCUUUCACCAUUUACAAUAGUGUCUGCUAAAGCACACACUGCAAGCUUCCAACAUUGAACUGAGUAUUUAGUGCUAAUAUUCAGAACUCUCUUCUCGCUGUUUAGGUUAUAAGUGGUCUGCACUGUAUCAGUUACCAUGCUGUUUAGGCUGUUUUCUUUCUAGUGUCAGUCUUGGUGCAGCUAGCAAUAGAUUAUGCACUUAUUGUUUCACUGUUGAUAUUCCAUAGUUGAUCACAAGAGGCAGUCAAACUUGCCCUCACUGUGGCAUGAGCAUUUUUGCAGCCACUCAUUGGGUUUACCAUUUAACUUGACUAGAAGUCCCUUUUUGUGGCUUUGGUUCAUUCACCUAGCAAUAUUUUGUUGCAUAAAGCAUUGUGAAGUCUUUGUUACUUCGCUGCAGGUGCGAAACCAUGUUCUUGCAUCCCUAUAGUGUUGCUUUCAUUAAGACUGCAAGCCAUCAUCAACAUUGCAAGAAUGUGCCAUGUGUAAUGGAAGUGUAGUGAGAGCAUUGGAGGAAGCAGCUGUACAUAUUGCAGUCUUUGCAUAAUGACCUUGUGUUGCCUUGGUGACGGGACCUGCAGUGUAAAAGUUGUGUUGUGUGAAUGAACGUGCAAGUUUUAUUCAACACUAGGUAGGCUACCGUGUCCUUAACAAAAGCGUGUCGCAGGACUGUGUGGCAGUACUGCUUGCUGCUUCUGCGCAUCUGGUACAUUGGAGCUCCACUGAUUGACGACUCUCCCUUGUAAUGAUUUCACAAGCUAGCCGAAAGAGCUUGUGUCCGUCGAAGACAACCUAGCUUACUGCAAAAAAAAAAGGGAAAAAAAAGGAGUAGCAGAAUCUAAGCAGGCAGAUUAUUUCAAUGGAGUCUUUUCCAUGUUCUUGGUGCACCAGAAGCGCUGUAGCUGGACACAGACCACACACACCUGUGACAGCUCCCAUCAGAGUCACGUGGCCUGCAUAUUGAUAAACGCUGCAGGUAUGAGCAGCUUGCUUUUUUUUUUUUUAUUCUUUCUAAGAAUGUCUGUGAGUGUUGUGGAGAUCGUCAUACCAUGUCUUGUGGUGAAUGUGUGUUUUUGUAUGUGCAGAGGUGUGCUUUUGUGUGUGCUUAUAAAUGUGUGAAUUUGCGGUGGUGAAAAGGGCGAGUGCAUGGUGCGAACCGGGCGGUUCUUUGUACAUUACGCUUUUCCUGACCUUCCAUCCAUAUUGAAGAUGUCUGGGGAGAUGGCUCGCGCUUUCAUACGGCGUUGAUAUUUCUGUUUUAAGAAAUACACUUGCAUACACUAUAUACAUUAUGUAUAGUGUUCCGCUGGUCAUGUAGAGGAGAAAUAAAAUCAAUUGAUGAAAAA